CAGCCAGCGAGGGAGCGAGCGAGCGGGCGAGCCGGAGCGAGGAAGGGAGAGCGCAAGAGAGAGCGCACACGCACACACCCGCCGCGCGCACUCGCGCACGGACCCGCACGGGGACAGCUCGGAAGUCAUCAGUUCCAUGGGCGAGAUGCUGCUGCUGGCGAGAUGUCUGCUGCUAGUCCUCGUCUCCUCGCUGCUGGUGUGCUCAGGACUGGCGUGCGGACCGGGCAGGGGGUUCGGGAAGAGGAGGCACCCCAAAAAGCUGACCCCUUUAGCCUACAAGCAGUUUAUCCCCAAUGUGGCCGAGAAGACCCUAGGCGCCAGCGGAAGGUAUGAAGGGAAGAUCUCCAGAAACUCCGAGCGAUUUAAGGAACUCACCCCCAAUUACAACCCCGACAUCAUAUUUAAGGAUGAAGAAAACACCGGAGCGGACAGGCUGAUGACUCAGAGGUGUAAGGACAAGUUGAACGCUUUGGCCAUCUCGGUGAUGAACCAGUGGCCAGGAGUGAAACUGCGGGUGACCGAGGGCUGGGACGAAGAUGGCCACCACUCAGAGGAGUCUCUGCACUAUGAGGGCCGCGCAGUGGACAUCACCACGUCCGACCGCGACCGCAGCAAGUACGGCAUGCUGGCCCGCCUGGCCGUGGAGGCCGGCUUCGACUGGGUGUACUACGAGUCCAAGGCGCACAUCCACUGCUCGGUGAAAGCAGAGAACUCGGUGGCGGCCAAAUCCGGAGGCUGCUUCCCGGGCUCGGCCACGGUGCACCUGGAGCAGGGCGGCACCAAGCUGGUGAAGGACCUGCGCCCCGGGGACCGCGUGCUGGCGGCGGACGACCAGGGCCGGCUGCUCUACAGCGACUUCCUCACUUUCCUGGACCGCGACGACGGCGCCAAGAAGGUCUUCUACGUGAUCGAGACGCGGGAGCCGCGCGAGCGCCUGCUGCUCACCGCCGCGCACCUGCUGUUUGUGGCGCCGCACAACGACUCGGCCGCCGGGGAGCCCGAGGCGUCCUCAGGCUCUGGGCCGCCCUCCGGGGGCGCACUGGGGCCUCGAGCGCUGUUCGCCAGCCGCGUGCGCCCGGGCCAGCGCGUGUACGUGGUGGCCGAGCGCGACGGGGACCGCCGGCUCCUGCCCGCCGCUGUGCACAGCGUGACCCUACGCGAGGAGGCCGCGGGCGCCUACGCGCCGCUCACGGCCCAGGGCACCAUCCUCAUCAACCGGGUGCUGGCCUCGUGCUACGCCGUCAUCGAGGAGCACAGCUGGGCGCACCGGGCCUUCGCGCCCUUCCGCCUGGCGCACGCGCUCCUGGCUGCACUGGCGCCCGCGCGCACGGACCGCGGCGGGGACAGCGGCGGCGGGGACCGCGGGGGCGGCGGCGGCAGAGUACCCCUGCCCGCGCCUGGUGCGGCCGACGCUCCGGGUGCGGGGGCCACCGCGGGCAUCCACUGGUAUUCGCAGCUGCUCUACCAAAUAGGCACCUGGCUCCUGGACAGCGAGGCCCUGCACCCGCUGGGCAUGGCGGUCAAGUCCAGCUGAAGCCGGGGGGCCGGGGGAGGGGCGCGGGAGGGGGC
Messenger RNA from Nomascus leucogenys (northern white-cheeked gibbon), 1569 nucleotides. It is a transcript of the gene SHH, whose product is annotated as sonic hedgehog signaling molecule. The record is from RefSeq and is a predicted model, not a curated record. Gene Ontology annotation, molecular function: patched binding; calcium ion binding. NCBI's taxonomy places the organism in Eukaryota, Metazoa, Chordata, Mammalia, Primates, Hylobatidae. Gene Ontology annotation, biological process: cell fate specification; intein-mediated protein splicing; multicellular organism development.